AAUAUUCCGUCAAGCAGUAGUACAUUUUGAGUAAAUUUUAGUGUGAUUUUAAAUUGUUAGUGAAUAUUGCCAAGUCUUUGUUGCUGCAGCCGGCAACAAUGUUUAACACAAAUGCUCAAAACUGGUUUGGCAUGGGCCAAUCGGUUGCUGGACCUCCUCCAACUGGCGCCAACGUUGCCCAAAUGCUGAACAACAACAAUGGAACACAAUCGUUUAUGCGUCAACGUACGCUGACCAGCUCCAAUCCAGCGCUGGAGCGCACCGCGCUAGCAGUGCGUCCGCAAUCUCCGCCCAAUGUUCAGGUGGAAUAUGAAGUGGCCGUGCCCUUUAUGUCUGGCUAUAGACACACGCCAUAUCAUUCGCUAUGGGAUCUGCAUCAGUGCUCAUCAACGCCACCCGCAAGCUUAUCGCAUAUGGCGCGCAUGAUGGACUCAUUAAUCUUGGAUUCGCUGUCACCGUUUGCCUUUACCAAAAUCACCACCACCAGCCGGCCCACGCGUAAUAGCAAUGCCGUGAAGAAGCCGCCGGCAGAAAUCGUGCAUCCACAUCAGCAUCCACAGGCCGCCCCCGUAAAUCCACAUCGGCCCAUCAACAAUCUAGGACCCAAUGCACCCAAUGGCUUGGGCAUUGGCGGCGCGCUGCCAUUGCGCAAUAAGCAGCGUUUGCCCACACAAGUCUACGAUACAGAGGUAGCCCCGCAGCCACGUACCAGUCAGACUGCAAUGUCGUUUCCCUCACAGCAACAGCAGGACAGUCGAUGGGUGUCCUCGUUGCGGCGACGCGAUCCCGAGCUGCAGCCAACGCUGCCCUCCAUUAGCAGCAAUUUGAAUAGCAACAGUCUGAGCCAGAGCCAUCAUGGCAGCGCUGGCAAUGUGGGCAUAACAGCGAGCAGCACGGCCAGCAAUGCCGGGGUCGGUUUGCGUCUGAGUCGCCCAGGCAGAGCCUCCGCGCUGACAGCAGCAGUGCGCAAGAGUCGAUCCGUGGAACGUUUGCGGGCCCGCAAGCUGAGUACCAAUACACAGCUGACACUCAAACAAAGGGCGGUAAAGAAGAAUUCAUUGGAUGAAAACUCGAAUUCGGAUGAUCAGGAUGCGACCACAUCGCUGGAGGAUAAUUCGCAUACACAAUCUACCACGCACACUACACCAAGAUGUUCGCCCAAGAUAAAAGUCAAGCAUUUCUCACCGUUGGGCUAUGAGGGACACCUGGUUGAUACACUGGAGAAGGACAUACUGCAACGACAUCCAUGCAUCAAAUGGACCGAGGUAGCUGGUCUCAAUGAGGCUAAGACCAUAUUGCAGGAAGCUGUGGUGCUGCCCAAUAUAAUGCCCGAAUUCUUUAAGGGCAUACGUCGACCGUGGCGCGGCGUGCUUAUGGUGGGUCCACCAGGCACGGGCAAAACCUUGCUGGCCAAGGCCGUGGCUACUGAAUGCGGCACAACAUUCUUCAAUGUUUCCUCAUCCACGCUGACAUCCAAAUAUCGCGGCGAGAGCGAGAAGCUGGUACGUCUGCUCUUUGAGAUGGCGCGCUUCUAUGCGCCCAGCACCAUUUUCAUUGAUGAAAUCGACGCUCUGUGCGCCUCACGCGGCAGCGACUCCGAGCACGAGGCUAGCCGGCGUUUCAAAGCGGAGCUGCUUAUCCAAAUGGAUGGUCUUAAUGCUAGUUUGCAGGAUGACAAGGUCAUCAUGGUGCUGGCAGCCACAAAUCAUCCCUGGGACAUUGACGAGGCUUUUCGCCGGCGCUUCGAGAAACGCAUCUAUAUACCGCUGCCCAAUGAGGAAACACGUGCAGCACUGCUAAAGCUCUGCCUUAAGGAUGUAUCGCUGUCGUCUGAUCUCAACACGAGCAUGAUUGGUGAUGAGUUGCAAGGGUAUUCCGGCUCGGACAUAAGCAAUGUUUGCCGUGAUGCCUCCAUGAUGGCAAUGCGACGUCUCAUCUCUGGCCGCACGCCGCAGCAAAUCAAGCAAAUACGCCGCGAAGAUGUGGACCAGCCCAUCACACUACAGGAUUUUCAGGAUGCUCAGCAGCGCACCAAAAAAUCCGUUUCGGCUGACGAUGUGGCACGUUUCGAGAAAUGGAUGGAGGAGUACGGGUCCUGCUAGUUAUACGAACUUUGUGCUAGUGCAGCACAAAAUCUAUAAAGUCCCCGAAUAUUUACACCCAUACGUAUGUACUUCCAAUACGCAACCUUUUUUUAAUUCUUGUAAAAACAAUACAUAUAUGUAUCGAUAUAUAAUUAUAAAAAAUGU
Messenger RNA from Drosophila montana, 2249 nucleotides. It is a transcript of the gene kat-60L1, whose product is annotated as katanin p60-like 1. The coding region runs from base 99 to 2102 and encodes 667 amino acids. Gene Ontology annotation, biological process: microtubule severing. Lineage: Eukaryota; Metazoa; Arthropoda; Insecta; Diptera; Drosophilidae. The record is from RefSeq and is a predicted model, not a curated record. The transcript has 5 exons. Gene Ontology annotation, cellular component: microtubule cytoskeleton. Gene Ontology annotation, molecular function: microtubule binding; ATP binding; microtubule severing ATPase activity.